GAGGGGGGGCGGGGGUGGUCGCCAUGGCGGCGCCCGGGGGCGGGGCCGGGGGCGGGGCCGCGCGGAAGCUCCGCCCGUGGCUGGUGGCGCAGGUGGAGAGCGGCCGCUUCCCCGGGCUGGUGUGGGACGACGCCGCGCGCUCGGCGCUGCGCAUCCCCUGGCAGCACGCGGGCAAGGGCGGGGCCAGGGGCGGGGCCGGCACCGCCCUCUGCCAGGCGUGGGCGGAGUUCAAGGGGCGGCUCCGCCCCGGCGCGCGGCCCGACCCCGCCGGCUGGAAGACGCGGCUGCGCUGCGCCCUCAACAAGAGCCCGGAGUUCCAGGAGGUGCCGGCGCGCUCGCGCCUCGAGGGGCCCCGCCCCUACAAGGUGUACCGGCUGCUGCCCGCCCCGCCCCCCCCGCCCCGAGGUGGGCGGGCCCAGAAGGGGGCGGGGCGCGCGGAGAGGCGGAGCCCGGCAGCGCAGGAUGGAGAGCCCCGCCCCAACGGCGGGACGGCGCCGUCCCCCAGCCCCGUGGAGGAGCCGCCCGAGGAGCCACACCCAGAGGGUGGGGAGGAAGCCGAGGACCCGCCCCCAGCCCCCCUGAAGCUGGACGUGGUGGUGGACAGCCCGGAGCCCCUCCCCCCUGCACAGGGCGAGGCCUGCCUGGGGCUGCGGGUGUGGCUGGGCGGGGCGCUGGCCUGGCAGGGCUGGCUGCCCCCCGGCGAGUACCUGCUGGGCCCCCCGGCCCCGCCCGGCGCCGCGCCCCGCCCCGGGCUGCUGCCCCGCCUCCUGCUGCUGCCCCCGCCCGAGGACCCCGCCCCCGGCCCCGCCCUGCGGCGCCUGCUGGCGGGGCUCCGCCCGGGGCUGCUGGUGGCCAGCGCCCGCCGGGGGCUGUUCCUGCGGCGCCGGGCGGGGCCGGGGGCGGGGCCGGGGGCGGGGCCGGGGCUGGACGUGCACUGCCGCGCCCCCCACGGCCCCGCCGCGGGACAGGGCGGGGCCCUCCCGCCCGGGGGGCUGCUGCAGGCCUUCGACGCCCAGCGCUUCCGCCACGAGGUGGGACAGCACCGCGCCGGGCUGGGCCCCCGCCCCGAGCACCGGGUGACACUGGCCGUGGGGCAGGAGCUGGGCCCCGACGAUGGGCCCCACAACCGCACCCUCGUCCUGCAGCUGGAACAAGCCUUCGCGCAGCAGCUCCUCGACGGCAACCUGGGACCCCCCCGCGCCCCCCUCGUGCAGGCCUGAGCCCCACCGCCGGCCCCACAGCCGGCCCCACAGCCGGCGGGUCUCGACUCACCCGCGGGGCCGCGCGUCCAGUUGCAAUAAAGACGUCCCAGCGCCCCUUUC
Molecule: messenger RNA, 1322 nt
Organism: Phalacrocorax carbo (great cormorant)
Lineage: Eukaryota; Metazoa; Chordata; Aves; Suliformes; Phalacrocoracidae
Source: RefSeq, a predicted model, not a curated record